Molecule: messenger RNA, 1959 nt
Organism: Pisolithus orientalis
Lineage: Eukaryota; Fungi; Basidiomycota; Agaricomycetes; Boletales; Pisolithaceae
Exons: 10
Coding region: 1-1959 (652 amino acids)
Source: RefSeq, a predicted model, not a curated record
AUGGCUGCCCCAUCCGGUGUAACCACCAAGAACCUCAGCGGUGUGUUCGUUUCGGACAAGCAGUCCAGCGACAGCACAGAUGAACUGCUUCGACUGCAGGGCAUGUCGUGGUACAAGCGGCGCGCUGUCUCCAUGUUUAACCUCACACUCUCUAUCAAGCACUACACAGAUGAUGAUGGCGUGGAGCACAUUGACGCAGACCAGAAACUUUCUGGUGGCAUCCCUGGCGGUAGUGAUAAUCACAUCCUUGACUGGCAGGAGCGCUCCUGCAACGACGACGUUUUCGGCCCGUUGAUUUAUAAGACGCGCAGAGUCUCGCCAGAGCUAAUUAAGGAUGAAUUCCUCAAGACUGGUUGGACCGAGGACACCAUUGCAGACGGUAUCAUUCAUACCGUCGCUUGGAGUGAUCCCGAGAACCACAGCGGUGGUUACACGUGGACAGCGGAGCAGACCUGGGGUUUCCAGUUCGUUAACGGCGAAAGACAGCAUCUCAGGCUCACCUCACUCACUUCUUCGGGCAAGAAAGAUGGUCCAGUUUGCGUUCGCCUUGCCUACAAUUUAAGAGGUCUGAGUUACAUCCGUGGACCACGACCCAACAUCGAUCUUACAGGGACCAUACAAUCACUCUUACAAAUUACAAUCGAAUCAGCAACCUCGCAUUUGACCCGUCCGUUCACUUCACUUUCCCUGUUAGCCGUCUUCGUUGUUGUAUACGUCGUAUCUUCACUUUUCAUUGUCAGUUCUCGGUGGUACCUCAUUCCUGCAUCCUCCUUCUUUCCUGUGCGCUCCAGCCGUUUGAGCGUAAGCUGCACCCUUCAUAGUGAAACAUAUGAUUCACCUACAUGUUUUUACCACAGUGGUAUCAUCAAGGACUCAGCCGGUGGUUGUGCCACAGUAAACCUUACUGCACAACUCACCGAAUAUUUACUAACCGCGUCCUUUGUGCUGUCUUCCCGCACUCGGAUAGUGUACGGACUUCGUAGCAUCGCGCUUGUUGUCAACAUCUCGGCAGCCUGUCUUCUCUGUGUUGUCUUCCGUCCAAUAUUUGUGGUGCUUUAUUGGUUCCUAGUGUGCAUUGGCUUCUGGGACGUUGCACUUUUCUCGCAACCUCAGCAAAAUCCACCGCCGUUAGACGUGGCUUUUGAUGCCUUCUUACCCCCCCCCCCUUUUUUUUUUGUCAAUUACGGUCUCUGGAGAGUGUCAUGGCGAUUCACGCCGCCCGUUUUCGCAAAUUCUCCUUUCGAGGCAAUGGUUUGGCACCUCGUAUCCUACUGCGCUGGAGUCUCGACCAACCUUACCAUCGCGAACACACCAAUAGAUCGGCUCACCGUUGCUGAUAUCACACAACAGCCAGGAGGGCUGGCUGCCUUCAUAAUCAUGGUUUUGAUUGUUCUCGCACUCGUUUUGAACCAGGUGCGCGUCAUCGAAAAGACUAGCUGGCUGCCCAGGUACCUUGGAUGGUAUCUCUUGCAUUUCUCCCCGGGACUUCGAUUCCGUUUGAAACACUACAUUAGAUCCACGGUCUUACUCCCCAGCACUGGGUUCUUGCUACGUCCAUCUGCUAUAUAUCAAGGCUCUCUGCUCGGUAUGUUUCUCAACGGGGUUGCAACCUUCGGGUUUGCCUCGAACUUACAAACGGCGACGGAUUUCCUUACCAAUUCGAUCACUUAUCGCCCUUCGGUACCCUUGGGAUACCAGACCGUCUUCUGGUCAACCAUGCCGAGUGCACUGGUAACUCAGGGGUGGAUCGGAUUCUUACUCUUUGUAGAUGACUUUGAGCGAUACGCCAGAAAUGCUCUAAAUUAUUCCCUCACUGAGUUGGAAGCAGGAUUCCCGCACUUCUUCAGAUUGGUUAUGAGUUUCCUGUAUACGAGUGGAAGUUCCGCAGGUGACUUUACAAUGCUUGCAACGUUGUGGCCUAACGGGAUACGGGUCAAUUCACUUCCCGGACCGUCUUGA